GCAUUCGAUACGAAUUCCUUGCAGUACACCUGCAGUACACAAAAGACAAAACAAAACAAUGCUACAUCGAUGGGUGCUUUGUCUUCGUAUCUGGAAGUGACGUGAAUAUUUCAAUCGGACAAUGUCGAUGUAUACAUAGUUGCAAAGUUUGAUGCUCCGCGGCGUCACGGCACUAUUGACUCGACGAAGGCUAUUCUGUCUCUGAGAAGGUAUACAUAAACUCCAAGGUAAAUCAAGAAGAAUAUCUCCAACAUCGUACUUGCUUCCUUCAUCCGACACCACACUACCAUUUUAUCAAUGUCAAGUAACGUGAUAGGCAGACCUUCCGCACGCCAAACUGAAGAGAUGAUAAUGCGCCAAGCAUUCAGAUCUACGGUCUCGCGACUUUGGCCCCAUAUCCACGUCCUUCACCAAACAGAGUGUAUGGCUUAUGCAGUUAGUGGGAUCACCAGCUUCGCCUUCGCCGUGGUCGCUGCAGAUCUUGCUCCUCUCGGGUCUCCUCUCUCACGCGACAUUUUAGAUACUUUGCUUUCGAUACGACCCCGAGAGCAAAUGCUAUUUUCUCUGAACCAUACUAUGGCACGAUAUGUAGGAUUGUUUUUGGGACUUCGAGGCACGGAUCUUGAACAAUUUACAUCUCCCUAUAACUCACGCCACUUCUUGAAUUUUCGGGAGGCAAGCUUGCCAACCCUUGUUGUAAAACUUGACACUGCAUGUGCAAGUCACAAUAUGCGUCGUCCCUUUUGCAGACUACCCCCGGAGCUCAUUUCAACGAUCAUCAAUUUGUGUCUUGAUCUCGACCCGUUGACCGUGCCAUAUAGCGCAUUGGGUAGCCUCGACCAGAAUUGGAAAUUGCCAAUAUCCUCAAAGCCUCCCUGGUACCCGUUUUCGAAAGUUUGCAGAGUAGUGAGGAAUGCAGUUCUGGGCGACUCGAUGCUGUGGGGCAAGCAUGUCAUGGUGAUUUACUCACAACGGUCUUUCCAAGGCAUUCAGAGCAUGGUUGAAUUUGCUAACCGUCGGCUUCAAGCGGGGAAGCCAGUGGACUUGGAGUUUACGGUUCCUGAUGACAAGAUGAGGGAAAAGUUGACACUCAAAGCUCCGGAGUCCUUCGAAAUUCCUCAUACUAGGAUGGCCACGAUGUUCAACGGAUUUUUGCAUACCCGUUACUUGACGAUCUCAGCACCCGAGGAAUAUUUUCGCGACUUAUUCUCCUUGAAGGCUCCUCUAUGGCCCUCAUUGGAGAGGUUAUCCAUCGAAGUGCAGAAUCCAUCCGAGUGCAAAUUGACUGUGGACGAUUACAACACACCCGAUAUCACAACCUUCACAAAUUCCCCCAAACUUCGAGAGGUGCGCCUCGUUUCAGAGGCUAAGCAAAACAGCACACCCUUUAUCCCUCGAGUGUCUCUCCCAUGUAGCCACUUGACGCGACUGAUACUUCGUGAUGGAUCGGAUAAGUUCUGGCCUGACCUAAGUAUCAGGAUUGUUUUCCGUAGCUGUGCGCCAACUCUGGAGUACUGCGAGAUACGGUCGUACGGCUUUCUUGAUGACUUUUAUGACUCCGAUUCUGAGUCAAAUGAUGAAAAGGAGCAGCUUGUCACAUUUCCGCACCUGAUCGACUUGUUCCUGGAUUUUGGCACUGGCAAACACCACAGGACUUACAAUACGAUGUCGUGUGUCAUGCUGUGGAAUGUAGCAUUUCCUGCACUCAAGAACUUCAGGCUAUGGACGACUGUUCCUCCGAUUAUUUACCCCAACGUAGAAAUGAAUGUCGGAGCAGACAAAUCCCUCGAUGAAACGAUGAAAAUUCUCCAGCAACGCUCGAAGUUCAAACUACAGAAAUUCCAACUCUUCUUUGCCGGCUGGCAUGCGCCUGGUAUUGCUUCCUUCCUUGAACUAGUUCCCAGUCUUGAAGUUCUGGAUCUCCGUGGGACGUACUAUGGUUGGACUGAUACCGUCAGAUCCAUUUCUACCAGAGAUGAUUAUCUCCCCAACCUUCGUUGUGUUCGCGUCAAUGACCGGACGUCGUUUUCUCCAGGAUGGGAAGAAAUGGAGCCUAGCUACGGAGAGCACGCAACCUUGAUUCGAGACAUGAUUUCAAGACGCUGUAUACCUGUCGGAAAAUUAGAAACCGUGGUGUUCAACAUCCGCCGUCCAUCGCCCAACAACUUCUCAGAUGGAAAUGGACCUAUGCCACGUAACUUUAAGCGUGUGAUACGUGAGAUAGAAAAAUCACGUACCUCAAUGCCUUCCGAAGUUCGAAUUCACCUCGAAAAGUUUCCUCUGGGACAAUAUACCGAUUUUUCGUGGUCUAUGCCGGGAUUCCCUCCGUCUUGGUAUGAACAACAAGAAGAUGGGGAAAAGACAGGUCAAGAUAUAGCUGAUUCGGAUGAAGAUUCGGAGAUGGAACCGGCUGAGAUUCCAGAUCUUGAGUUCAUCCCUAUGGAAGUUGAUGAUAAUUAUUGAAAGUUGUAUGCAAUGAUUUGCCAUGUUGAAGGGACUAAAAUAUCUUGUUUGGAACGGACUGUGUCAUUUUUGCCAGUGGUGUCUUGUAUAAACUCACGCACCUACAUAGUACUUCUCAAUCUCAACUGAUUGCUACGCUUUGACCCGUGUUACUCCCCCUCCGACCUCAAAGACUCGGACUGUGUUGCCAUUUCACCGUGUGUGUGCGCCGAAUAAUCAGGGACGUUGGGGCUUGAAACCAAGAAAACCUGCGGGAGGUCGAAAAUUUGUGUUUCUGUCGCUGGAAACAUUCCGGAAUAACGUAGAGUCGUUCAGUUGUCGCUUGUUGU
Molecule: messenger RNA, 2792 nt
Organism: Lentinula edodes (shiitake mushroom)
Lineage: Eukaryota; Fungi; Basidiomycota; Agaricomycetes; Agaricales; Omphalotaceae
Exons: 2
Coding region: 298-2463 (721 amino acids)
Source: RefSeq, a predicted model, not a curated record